This is a messenger RNA of Pyrus x bretschneideri (Chinese white pear), 979 nucleotides long. Its product is annotated as probable prefoldin subunit 3. Bases 98 to 670 code for a protein of 190 amino acids. Gene Ontology annotation, biological process: microtubule-based process; protein folding; tubulin complex assembly. Lineage: Eukaryota; Viridiplantae; Streptophyta; Magnoliopsida; Rosales; Rosaceae. Gene Ontology annotation, cellular component: cytoplasm; prefoldin complex. The transcript is spliced from 6 exons. The record is from RefSeq and is a predicted model, not a curated record. Gene Ontology annotation, molecular function: tubulin binding.
CUUCUCAGCUCAGUCAAAACUGUGGAAGCAUCCACAACUACAAGUUGUUUCUCCGUCUGAAAUUGCAAUUGUCCUGAGAUUGUGAGAGAGAGAGGGAAUGGCUACGGAAUCGUCAUCAUCGUCGUCUGCGGCGGUGACAGAGCGGAGAGGAAUACCAGGAGCGCAGUUCGUAGAGGACGUGCAGACCUAUCUCACUCAGUUAGGCCUCGACGUCAACUCUGCCCUCGCCUUUCUCCAAGAAAGACUUCAGCAGUACAAAUUGGUUGAAAUGAAGCUUCAAGCUCAGCAGAGAGAUCUUCAGGCAAAGAUCCCUGAUAUUGAGAAGUGCUUAGACGUUGUUGCCACUUUGCAAGCCAAGAAGGGUACUGGUGAGGAACUUAUUACAGAUUUUGAGGUAUCUGAAGGGAUAUAUUCACGAGCUAGCAUUGACGAUACUGAUUCAGUCUGUUUAUGGCUGGGUGCGAAUGUCAUGUUGGAGUAUUCUUGUGAAGAGGCUACUGCUCUUCUCCAAAAGAAUUUAGACAAUGCUAGAGCCAGUUUAGAAGUUCUUCUUGCUGAUCUACAAUUCUUGAGAGAUCAAGUGACAAUAACCCAGGUAACAAUUGCUCGGGUGUACAACUGGGAUGUUCAUCAGCGCAGACUUCGACAAUCUCCCCCUAAAGAUUUGUGAAUUGAAUUUUCACCACCAGCCGGUUGGGAAUAUGGUUCAGUUUUAAGUUCUCAAGUGACUAAACUGUCCAUCGUCUAUUUACUUGCAAGAAUCAUACGUGCUCUCUUCAUAUUCGCGCUUCAAGUUCGUGUUCUGCUUAGUUAGAGAACAUUUGUUCGUGGCAGAAGAUGUUAUAUUUAUUUAGGACCAGUUUUGAUACGUGGUGGAAUAUUUGUGCUUGUUCUGUAACGUGUGAAAUUGCUACAACAUUAAAUUGAUAGGGCGUGCUUUGUUGUGAAAUGGAUAUUCAGUACCUUGAUUAACUCUUAA